Molecule: messenger RNA, 367 nt
Organism: Bursaphelenchus okinawaensis
Lineage: Eukaryota; Metazoa; Nematoda; Chromadorea; Rhabditida; Aphelenchoididae
Source: the annotation of a GenBank genome assembly
AUGGUAAAACAGUUAUAUUGUGCGAUGUUAUUGUUUAUACUAUUGGCAUCAACGCUGGCAUCUCCACCGUGCCGUGUUGGAACGGUGAGCAGAGAAAUGAGGGCUUCUGGUCGAGUUUUGAAUUACAGAGAAUGUACUUAUAAUGUAAGUUGAAGGUUGGGUUUUUAGUAGGGAUAUUGUUGCGAAUAUUAUAGUAAAAUGGUCUUGACAUAAUAAGUGUUGUCAAUCGAACGUAUAUACAAAUAUUAUACUUUUUCUACUUUAGAACGGCAUCAUAACGGAAUGUGAUGGCUCUACUCAUAAGGGAAAGUUUGUCACAUCAGCUGAUGACUGUAAGGUUGUAUGUUGGCCACAGUUUAAAGGAUAA